AUGAGAUCCCGAAACCAAGGUGGUGAAAAUUUAUCCAAAGGGCAUAUCUCCUGCCCUAAGUCCUCCAUCAUUAGUAAUGAGGAAGAUAAAAAUCUUUCAGAAGAUGCAAAAAAGAAGUACAAAUCAAAUAGGAAAGAAGAUGAUGCCAUACCCUCAGGAACUGUUAAACGACACCUCAAGCUAUCUGGAGAGAGAGAAGAAAAAAAUAAGAAAACCUUGGAAUUAUCCAAAGAAGACCUUCUCCAGCUACUCAGUAUAAUGGAAGGAGAGUUGCAGGCCAGAGAAGAUGUGAUCCACAUGUUGAAGACAGAGAAAACCAAACCAGAGGUUUUGGAGGCUCACUACGGUUCAGCAGAGCCAGGGAAAGUGCUUCAAGUUCUUCAUCGAGAUGCUCUCCUUGCCCAGGAAAAGUCUAUAGGAGAAGAUGUCUAUGAAAAACCUAUUUCAGAGCUGGACAGACUGGAGGAAAAACAGAAAGAAACCUACCGGCGCAUGCUAGAGCAGCUGUUGCUGGCAGAGAAGUGUCAUAGGCGAACGGUGUAUGAGCUGGAGAAUGAGAAGCACAAACACACGGACUACAUGAACAAGAGUGACGACUUCACCAACCUGCUGGAGCAGGAGCGGGAGAGAUUGAAAAAGCUCCUUGAACAAGAAAAAGCUUAUCAAGCCCACAAAGAAAAGGAAAAUGCUAAGCGAACAAUAAAACUAAGAGAUGAGCUUGUGAAACUCAAGUCUUUUGCACUCAUGCUGGUAGAUGAAAGACAAAUGCAUAUUGAGCAACUUGGCCUGCAAAGCCAGAAAGUACAGGAUCUUACUCAGAAACUAAGGGAAGAAGAAGAAAAGCUUAGAGCCGUUACCUCCAAGUCCAAAGAAGACAGGCAGAAAUUACUCAAGUUAGAAGUAGAUUUUGAGCACAAGGCUUCAAGGUUUUCCCAAGAGCAUGAAGAGAUGAAUGCAAAAUUGGCAAAUCAAGAAUGUCACAACAGGCAACUUAGACUCAAGCUGGUUGGUUUAACACAACGAAUAGAGGAACUAGAAGAGACGAACAAAAAUCUUCAAAAAGCAGAGGAAGAACUUCAGGAAUUAAGAGAUAAAAUUGCCAAAGGGGAAUGUGGCAACUCCAGUCUAAUGGCAGAGGUGGAAAAUCUUCGGAAGCGUGUUCUUGAAAUGGAGGGUAAAGAUGAGGAGAUCACGAAAACUGAAUCUCAGUGCAAAGAACUAAAGAAGAAGCUGCAAGAACGAAGAGCAUUCACAGUCGUGACUCAAACUUGAAGUUGAGCAGUUACAAAAAGAAUGUCUGAACUGGAGAAAUUGGAAGAAGCAUUCAGCAAAAGUAAACAUGAAUGUAGCCAGUACAUUUGAUCUGGAGAAAAGAAAACGAACUUAACCCCCAAAGACCUGUGAAUGAGUUGGAGGUGAUUAAGACUCGUAUUUAAAGAACUAGAAUGUUCUGAAAGUAGAUUGGAAAAGGCUGAAUUAAGCUUAAAGGAUGAUCUUACAAAAUUGAAGUCAUUUACUAUGAUGCUGGUUGACGAAAGAAAAAAUAUGAUGGAAAAAAUAAAGCAAGAAGAGAGAAAAGUUAGAUGGUCCUCAAUAAAAACUUUUAAGGUGGAGCAAGGGAAGGUUAUGGAUGUAACUGAAAAAUUAAUGAAAGAAAGUAAGAAGCUUUUAAAACUGAAAUCCGAAAUGGAAGAAAAAGGUAUCAACUUGACAAAAGAGAGAGAUGAGUUAAUAGGCAAGCUGAAAAGUGAAGAAGAAAAAUCCUCUGUAAGCUGCAAUGUUAACAUGCUGAAGAAGAGAUUGGAUGGGAUAGCGGAAGCAGAGGGAGAAAGAACAAGAGGAAGAUUUUGGAAAGGGUCAGAAUUCACUUGCCCAGAAGAUAACAAGAUUAAGGAAUUAACUCUUGAAAUUGAAAGACUGAGAAAGAAACGUCUUCAGCAAUUAGAGGUAGUUGAAGGGGAUUUGAUGAAGACAGAGGAUGAGUAUGAUCAGCUAGAACAGAAAUUCAAAACUGAGCAGGAUAAGGCAAACUUCCUCUCUCGACAGCUGGAAGAGAUUACGCACCAAAUGGCCAAGAACAAAGCAAUAGAGAAAGCAGAGGUUGUGAGUCAGGAAGCCGAGCUAAGACACAGAUUUCGGUUGGAAGAAGCCAAAAGUCGAGACUUGAAAGCUGAAGUACAUGCUCUAACGAGAAGAUUCAUGAAUCUAACUGAACAAGAGGAUCAGCUUUCUCAGCUCCAAGUUGAUUAUUCUGUCCUUCAACAGAGAUUUAUAGAAGAAGAAAAUAAAAACAAAAAUAUGGGACAGGAGGUUCUCAGUCUAACCAAAGAAUUGGAACUUUAAGCGUUAUAGGCCGAGCUCUUAGACCCAGCAUGAUGAAGAAGAAUGGUGGAUAUUCCUGUUAUGUCUACUGGAGUCCAGACUGAUGUCAGCAGUGAGGCAGCAGAGGAAGAGACACCAGCAGUCUUCAUACGGAAAACCUUCCAAGAAGAAAAUCAUAUCAUGAGUAACCUUCGACAGGUGGGGCCUAGAAACCCAUGGAUAAGAUCCUCUGUUCUGGACAGAUACCCUCCAGCAGCAAAUGAACUCAGCGCAAGAAAGUCUGGAUUCCCAUGGAUAAAAAGGGAAAAUGGGUUGCCAAUCACUCAAGAGAAAGGACCUCAAACAAAUUCCCAAUUCAGGGCACCAGGUGAGCUGGACCUUUCACAAAGCAGGGCCAAGCCCUUACAUAUUCGAGUCACCCCAGACCAUGAGAACAGUACUGCCACCUUGGAGAUAACAAGCCCAACAUCUGAAGAGUUUUUUUUCUAGUACACUGUCAUUCCUACCUUAGGAAAUCAGAAACCAAGGAUAACUAUUAUUUCCCACCCAAAUGUUAUGUCUCAAAGCCAAAAAAGCGGAGAUAGUACACUUGGUACUGAACGAGCCAUGUCUCCAGUCACUAUCACUACAUUUUCCCGAGAAAUAACCCCAGAAGGUGGAAGAGGUAUGUUUGCAGACAGGCCACAUCCCCCCAUUCAGAUAAUGACUAAGUCCACAUCACCUGUGCCAGCUGAGACAACUGUCUCCCCAGAGUCCCAGGAAAUGCCCAUAGGAAGGACAGUCCUUAAAGUCACCCCAGAAAAACAAACUGUCCCCAACUUCAGUUUCGGAAAUACAAACUCCAAUGCCAACAUCAUCACCACAGAAGACAAUAAAAUUCAUAUUCACUUAGGUUCUCAGUUUAAACGAUCCCCAGGGACCUCAUCUGAAGGAGCAAGUCCAGUUAUUAGUCGACCUGUCAGCGUGACUGCUGAAAAAGAGGUUCCCACUGGCACGGUCCUUCGCUCUCCCAGGAAUCAUCUUUCCUCACGAUCUGGCUCCAGCAAAGUGAUGAGCACUAUCACUAUCACACCAUCACAAUCCUCAUCCUCCCGAGGAACUCAAUCAGUGUCAGGACAAGAUGGGUCAUCCCAGCGGCCUACACCCACCGCAAUUCCUAUGUCAAAAGGCCCCCCCCCCCCUUAUGAAAGCAGGAAAGCAGUAGUGGCAGUCCAGGAGCGGGGAAAUCUGACUAAACUCGACCCUCGAGCUGAGACUCAGUCUAUGAAAAUAGAGCUGAAGAAAUCUGCAGCCAGCAGCGCUCUCUCUCUUGGAGGGGGAAAAGGUUGA
Molecule: messenger RNA, 3651 nt
Organism: Suncus etruscus (white-toothed pygmy shrew)
Lineage: Eukaryota; Metazoa; Chordata; Mammalia; Eulipotyphla; Soricidae
Gene: FILIP1
Product: filamin A interacting protein 1
Source: RefSeq, a predicted model, not a curated record